Molecule: messenger RNA, 3063 nt
Organism: Portunus trituberculatus (swimming crab)
Lineage: Eukaryota; Metazoa; Arthropoda; Malacostraca; Decapoda; Portunidae
Product: proton-coupled folate transporter-like
Exons: 11
Coding region: 257-1810 (517 amino acids)
Biological process (GO): transmembrane transport
Cellular component (GO): membrane
Molecular function (GO): transmembrane transporter activity
Source: RefSeq, a predicted model, not a curated record
UUGCUACACCAACACAAACAUCAGAACAAAAACUCUGUAAUCAGUAUACUGCAGAAUCGGUGUGACUAUCUAAGGAGAAAACUUCUUUUUGACUCUUGUGAGUUGUGACUCAAGUCACUCCACAGUCAGUCAUAAUCAGGGACCACUAACAGUGACGGAUAUUGCAAACCCUAAUGGUGGGCCUAUAGUGGUGACGAGGACUCUGGCGAAUACAUGUGUUACAUACAGACGUCACUCACAGCAUCAGUCAUCCAGCAUGGCUCUGCAGUGCUACAAGAUGACAGUGGAGCCUGUGCUGUUCCUCUAUAUGCUUGGCAUGUUCAUGCUGUUGCCAGCACUACAAGACCUCAUAUACAACAAGGUAUGCCUGGAAACGUUCAGCAAGGACGUAUGUGAUAACCUCUACUCCAGCAAAAACAGUGAAGCCCUGGAUGUUGUGCAGAACAAUUCAUCCCACUGGGUGCUGGGAUCCACCCUUGCUCUUGCUCUGACCUCCAUCAUCACUGCACAGUUCCUUGGAUCUUGGAGUGACACCUAUGGUCGUAAAAUUCCCAUGCUUCUUCCUCCCUUAGGUGGAGUGUUUGCCAGCUUUGUGUAUAUUGUGCUGAGUGUGGAGAUGACUGAGGCACCAGUGUCUCUUAUCCUGCUGGCAUCAGUCAUUUCUGGCCUAGGUGGUGGCUUCACAUCAUGCAUCAUGACCUGUAUGAGCUAUGUUGCACAAGUGAGCGACACCCAGGCGAGGACUGUACACGUGGGUAUCCUGGAGAGCAUGAUAUAUGUUGGGGGUACUCUGGGCCCAUUGCUGGGUGGGUGGAUGCAGCAGACCUGGGGCAGGUCGACCACUUUCACUGUCAUCAUGGCCGUUCACGCAACAAUAAUUGUCUACAUUGUCAUGUUUGUUCGUAAUAUUCUUCCUAGACAUCCUCCAGAGGCAUCAUGGGUGAAGAGUGGCUGCUCAUUCCACCACCUUAGGCGUUCUGUUGCCACAGUUCUCAAACAGCGACAGGAGAAGCGCCGUACGUGUCUGUUGUGGCUGUUGGCAGCAGCAUCACUCGUCAUGUUCUGUACCGCAGGAGAGAUAGACAUAUCCUAUCUGUACGUCAAAGAUAAGCCCAUCAAGUGGCCCUUUGUGAAGUAUACGUGGUACUUCUCCUUAAAAUAUGGGCUGGGAGCACUGGCCCUGGCAGUGGUACUACCUCUGUGUGCCCGGGGACCAGACAUGCUGUUGGUGGUGGCUGGAUUAAUUAGCAAGAUUGUGGGCCUGAUUAUCUUGGCACUGGCCUGGAAUGAUGCCACAGUAUUCAGCAGUGCUGCAGUGGCUAUACUGAGUAGUUGGCCAGUGUCCAUCAUGCGAUCUGCCAUGUCUAAGUUGGUGGAGCCCAAUGAGCAAGGUAAAUUAUUUGCCUUUGUGGCACUGCUUGAGAACAGCUGUACCCUGCUGGCCUCAGGAGUGUUCAACAGUCUGUACCCAGCCACCCGACACUUUCUUCAUGGCUUCUCCUUCUUAAUGGCUGCAGUGCUGCUCCUCAUUGUUGUGCUCAUUGUCAGUGUGCUGCAUAACUCACUGCUUCGCAUCAACACAAUUGAAUUUGAGGAGCUAUCUGAAGAAAGAGUGAGAGGAGUAGAGGAAGAUGAAGAGGAAGGAGAAAUUCAGAGAGCAACACAUCCAGAACCCAUCCCAACUCAAGAAGAGGAGGAAGAAGCCGUGUUAACGGAAGGUACCGUAGAGCAGGGAGUAGAUGGGAUCAGAGAACAAAGCUUUGAGGGAAAAUGUCUUGGCUUCGUUGAAACUAACAAUGGCAGAAUGUAGUAGAUGAGUAUGUGUAUGUAUGUAGAUCACUAACCUGGUUUUAGACACUUCAUAGAAUUGAAUUUUUAGCUUUUCAAAGAGAUUAAGUUAUUCAGUUACGUUAUCCUGAUAGAUUUCACCAUAAACAAUACUGGUUUAGGCUACUUAUAUAUCAAUGUAUUUCAGUAUAUCAUUACCGCUCUUCCUACUUUAUUCAUGUAUAUUUAUUAAUGUCGGUUGUUUAAUUUACUUGUAGUUACUGAGUAACCAGUGAAAAGAACCACUGGUUGAUGAACUAUAGGUGUGUUGCAUGUGUUUUAUGUUGAAAGAAACUCACUGAUGGUGGCUUCUGACAUGUGAUAUCUGAUUCUAAGGUGAAAUACUGGUGUGUGCACACUCCAGCAGUAGUAUAUGUACAUCACUGAGAUGUUGCAGAGUGAUAUGAAUUAUGCAAGUAGUAGAUAUUAGACAAAUGGAAACAUUUGUGCCAUAGUAGGCAGCUUCUCUCCAGAGAUAGGCAGCUGAAAUAUUUGAUUAUGAAAUGAAAACUAAGCAAGUUUUUUGUGAUGCCAUAGCCUUUAAAGUAUCUUGAACUGUCUGCCAACUGAGCGUUUGUGAAGGGUAUUGUGAUACCGCUGCUGUUGAGAAACAGCUACGAUAACAUGUGAAUGCUCCUAUAGGAUAGGCUACCACUGACUGUACUACCGCGCAUUUGCUACUGCACAUUUGAGAACGGCUUGUGUGAACUGGUCUGAGUGUUGGUAAGCAAUGCAGCCAUAGAGGGUAUUGUUGGUGAUGGAAGACCUGUGUUCAUAACAUAUCAAUAAUAUAAUCUUUUUGUAUAUCAAUGAGUGGCUUAAAACUACCACUGCUAAACAUUAGCUAUAGUUAUAGUGUUCAUUACACUUCCUCACCUGCACAAGGGGAGGAAAUAUUCUAUUACUACUAUAAUAUAGGUCUCAUUCGACACGUUUUGAUUGUACACAAGUUCACAAGAUGCAAUGCUCAUCCAGAAUAUAGCCUUUCCUUUUUAUUUAUUUAUUUUUUCAUGAGUGGAGUUAAAAAUUACAGAAUAAGUGUCUUGAAUCCUCCCUCUUGAAAGAAUACUAGUGAGGAAGGUGGAAAUGUAGAAGUAGGCACUGAUAGUGUACCUGAUAAUGAACUUCAAUAAUGCAAGCAUGCUUAAGUUUUAUAUGAAAGUUGAUAUUAUCAUUUACGUACGUAUAUAAAGAAAAAUUAUAGUUAGCAAUUCGAAUAUAAAGAGCUAUAAUUUU